Molecule: messenger RNA, 2109 nt
Organism: Loa loa (African eye worm)
Lineage: Eukaryota; Metazoa; Nematoda; Chromadorea; Rhabditida; Onchocercidae
Product: bc1 complex core subunit 1, variant
Exons: 10
Coding region: 446-1801 (451 amino acids)
Cellular component (GO): mitochondrion
Molecular function (GO): metal ion binding
Source: RefSeq, a predicted model, not a curated record
CAGUUUUCAGAGAUGUCAUGGCGUUCGGCAUUGUGCACUGUCUCCAAAGUACUUAUUGGCUCCAAUGGCUUCCAUCUUUCGGUCACAUUUUAAUAUAAUUUGUUUAAAAAUUUCGACAAGUUUUCUUAAAUUUACGAUAUCUUGGUAUAAGUUAUCUUUGGCGAUCUUCUUGUACUGCUUGAUUUAUAGCAUUCCAAAUCAACAGCACAUAAAUAAUGACAUCAUUUAAUACUCUUGGCAUCAUAUCAAUGCUUAUUCAACGAAACUUUUAUAAGUAGCCUUUUUUUUGUGUGGAAGCAGUAUUGCUUUUGAUAUCUAUCUCUCUUCAUCAAAACAUCGACGUUAUUAUCUCGAAAAUGAACUCCAUGAAGAUGCAGAAGGUUAAAUUAUUUUAUAUUUUGUGACAUUGUUUGAUUACUUAACAGUGAUUGUCAUUCAGCUCAGAAUGACAUCAGCUUAUGCAACACGUGAUGUAUUAAAUAGCAUUUCUGUACCCGAAGUUACAUCCUUGAAGAAUGGAUUCCGUAUUGUUACUGAAACUACCCAACGACCAACCAUCGCCGUCGGCGUUUGGAUCGAUUCCGGAAGUUGUUUUGAAAACGAGGCGAACAAUGGAAUUGCAAAUUUCCUAGAACACAUGAUAUACCGUGGUACAGGAAAACGGUCGCAAACAGAGCUGGAGACUGAAUUGGAGAAGAUCGGUGCAAGAUUUGAUUCAUAUACUUCCAGAGAACAUAAUGCGUUUUAUGUGCAGUGCAUCGCAAAAAACGUAGAAAAUGUAGUGGCACUGCUGGCCGACGUCCUACAAAACAGUAAAUUAGACCAAGCGGCUUUGGAAAUAGAACGUACUCGGAUUUUAUGUGAAAUAGAUAAAGCAGCUGAACAUCCCAGUGAAGUGGUUUUCGAUUACCUUCACGAUGCUGCUUUCCAAGGAACACCUAUGGCUAAAUCUAUCCACGGUACAGAAGAAACAGUGAGGAAUUUGACACGAAAUGAUCUGCUCAAAUAUGUAGAUGCUCAGUACAGACCAUCUCGGAUGGUAUUAAGUGCAGUUGGUAACAUCGAGCAUUCUCAGAUUGCAAACCUUGCUGAACGGUAUUUUGGCAAUCUUUCGACUGGUCAGUCAGGAAAUGCUCCUGAUUCGAAAGGAGUUCGUUUCACAGGAAGCGAGUUCCUGUAUCGGAAUGAUGAUAUGCCUUUUAUGUAUGGCGCAUUGGCAGUUGAAGGCGUUGGUUUCAGUCAUCCUGAUGCUAUUGCAUUGAAGGUUGCAAGUGCGAUGAUUGGUGAUUGGGAUUGCACACAGCUGUCAUCAACUAACGCUGUCACUGCUGUUGCGCAGAAAAUCUCUACAAGCUAUGGUAUGCAGCAGUUGAAGUCGUUUUCCAUCAAUUAUGGCAAUUGCGGUUUGUUUGGGUUUUAUGUCGUUAUGAACGGUAGCGAUGUAGCAUCUACGACAUUCGGUAUGAAAGAAGUUAUUCGGGGUUGGAAAAGGUUGGCUGUAGGAGUAUCUGAAGAAGAGGUUGAGCGAGGCAGAAAUAUGUAUAAAACAAUAGCAUUUUCGGCAUUGGAAUCAAGCGUUACACGUGCUGAUGAUAUUGCUAAACAGGUUCUUUAUUCUGGUACGGUGCAAUCAUUGUCCGAUCUUGAGAAUGCUAUUGAAAGUGUAGAUAAGGAGGCAAUAAGAAAAGCUAUGGACAAACACGUCUAUGAUCGAGACUUUGCAAUUGCAGGAAUUGGACGCACCGAAGCUUGGCCGGAUUACUAUCAAAUGAGAAUAGGCAUGAGUGCUUGGCGGUUAUAGAACAGUAAUGUUAUUUUUUCAGUUAUAUUUCGAUAUUUCAGUAGUAUUGCAGUUCCUUAUUAUUCUGUAUUAUUCUAUUGGAUUCUUUCCUUAUUGUAACGCGAAUAAACUUUGUAACUUUAUCAGGUUGCUGUAAUAGGUUUGAUAUCGUAUUCUUCAUUCUCUAUUGAAAGGACGUAUAAAUGGUGAUCAUGUUUUGAAGAUUUUUUUGACUGUACUUGUUUGCGACCAUCCUUAUUUGUGAAUUUGCCUGAAAUAUGCUGUUUAAAUUUUUUAGGUUUUCUUUCAUGGCGUAGUUUUUUUUCCUU